AUGCAGACAAUUAUCUUUGCCUUAACUCUUAUUGUAUUAGCUUCAUCUACUUAAGCUGAUGUUAUUGCUACAAUUAAAAAGAUUUACAAAUCAACUUUUGGCAGAACAUUAUUUGAUACUAUCUGGCUCGAACUCUAAACAGGAGAUCCAUUAGACAGAUUACUCUAAACCUUGACUGAUUUAGAAGAUAGAUAUGUUGCCGAAUAAAAGAAGAUGAUGCCAGAAAUCUCAAAUACUAAGAUGCAUGCACAGUUGUAAGAUUAUUGACUCAUACUAUUUUAGGACAUUUCUGCCUUUGACAAAGAUUUGGCUGAGUCUAAUAGAAAAAAGAUUGAAUUAGAAGCUAGAUUAGAAGGAUAAUUAUAUCCAUAAAGAGGAAUCUUAUAAGAAUUAGUUGCUUAAAAAUAAGCUGAAGUCAAGGGAUACUAACAAGAUUUAGAUGAACUUGAUGCUUAAAGAGCUGAAGAAAAUGCUGACUUUGAAGAGAAAGUAUUAGAACACUAAGAAGCCACAGCUAUUAUUGCUGAAGCUAGAAGACUUUUUGCUGAUAACAUUGAACACGAAUCCUUCAUCUAAAAAGGAAAAGCCACUAAAUAAUCAACCCACAAAUUUACAAAAGAGGUUGCUAGCAUGAUCUAAAAGCAUUUCACUUAAUCAGCUAAGAAAACUGCUAAAUUCUAACACAGAAAGGGAUAUAGCAAAUUAUUCAAAGCUUUUGCUACAAUUGCUUCCAAGGUUGAAUAAUUAGCUGAUGCUGGAGCAGUCUCAAAAAUCAUUGAUUUAGCUGAUGAAUUGUUGGCCAAGAUUGCUGAUUCAUUAUCUUUAUUAAGAUUCGCUGAAGGUAAGAGAGUUUAAGCCUACAAGAAAUCAAGAAAAUUUGUUGUCAUUUCUAUUACAGUUGCAGGAACUGCUCUUGCAAACGCUUAAUCAGAUUUGGCUGCUUUAAAUGAUGUCAUUGCCUAAGUUGAAGCUUCUUUAGAUACUACUAACUAAAGAAUUGAGAAUGUUAGUGCUGACAGAAACGAUAGAUUUACCUAAUGUGAAGAAGCCGUUUAAGAUUACUAAGAUUCCAGAGCUGCCAGAACUUCUGAUAGAGAUGUUGUUUCAUAAACCAUCGGAUUAGUAAACAAGGAAUUAAGAACUUUAAGAGAAUAAUUAGCUUUAAGAUAAUAAGCUGGAGAAGAAAUUUGA
Paramecium pentaurelia is the source of this 1191-nucleotide messenger RNA. Lineage: Eukaryota; Ciliophora; Oligohymenophorea; Peniculida; Parameciidae. The record is from the annotation of a GenBank genome assembly.